AAACUCCAUUUACGAAUCAAACUGCAACAUCAGUUACAAAUCAAACUGCAACUCCAGUUACGAAUCAAACUGCAACUCCAGUUACGAAUCAAACUGCAACUCCAGUUACGAAUCAAACUGCAACUCCAGUUAUGAAUCAAACUGCAUCUCCAGUUAUGAAUCAAACUGCAACUCCAGUUACGAAUCAAACUGAAACUCCAGUUACGAAUCAAACUGCAACUCCAGUUACGACAGUCUCUGCACCUGCUAAAGUUGCACAGAUUAAUUUAGGCUUCAGUAUGGAUCAAGAGUUCAAGGACAUCUACUCCGAUCUCAGUAACACUGAGACCAAAGAGCUGUCAAAUAGCAUCAUUAAUGAGUGUUCUCGAGUUUACAAAAGGCGGUUCCCAAAAUUCUACCGCAUGUUUAUUCGGAAGUUCAGCAAGGGCUCCGUUGUGGUUGAUUCUGUCCUCGAGUUUGACUCCACAAAUGGCACUAGUCCUAAUGUGACAGAUGUGAAAGACACCCUUGUUACGGCUGUCACGAAUGGAAAUUUCAACUUCACAAUUAAUAACUCAUCCAUCAAUACUACUGAUAUCCCAGAAACCAGUGGUCAGUGUAUUUACAGAUUAAUUUUUUUUCCUGUUAGAUACUUCAACAACACCUGCAACAACUCCAAAUACGAAUCAAACUGCAUCUCCAGUUACGAAUCAAACUGCCACUCCAGUUACGAAUCAAACUGCAUCUCCAGUUACGAAUCAAACUGCAUCUCCAGUUACGAAUCAAACUGCAUCUCCAUUACGAAUCAAACUGCAUCUCCAGUUACGAAUCAAACUGCAUCUCCAGUUACGAAUCAAACUGCAUCUCCAGUUACAAAUCAAACUGCAUCUCCAGUUACGAGUCAAACUGCAACUCCAGUUACGACAGUCUCUGCACCUGCUAAAGUUGCACAGAUUAAUUUAGGCUUCAGGAUUGAUCAAGAGUUCAAGGACAUCUACUCCGAUCUCAGUAACACUGAGACCAAAGAGCUGUCAAAUAGCAUCAUCAAUGAGUGUUCUCGAGUUUACAAAAGGCGGUUCCCAAAAUUCUACCGCAUGUUUAUUCUGAAGUUCAGCAAGGGCUCCGUUGUGGUUGAUUCUGUCCUCGAGUUUGACUCCACAAAUGGCACUAGUCCUAAUGUGACAGAUGUGAAAGACACCCUUGUUACGGCUGUCACGAAUGGAAAUUUCAACUUCACAAUUAAUAACUCAUCCAUCAAUACUACUGAUAUCCCAGAAACCAGUGGUUAGUGUAUUUACAGAUUAAUUUUUUUC
This is a messenger RNA of Rhinichthys klamathensis goyatoka, 1292 nucleotides long. RefSeq lists its product as uncharacterized. Lineage: Eukaryota; Metazoa; Chordata; Actinopteri; Cypriniformes; Leuciscidae. The record is from RefSeq and is a predicted model, not a curated record. Bases 132 to 1268 code for a protein of 378 amino acids. The transcript has 7 exons.